This is a messenger RNA of Biomphalaria glabrata, 4393 nucleotides long. RefSeq names its product CXXC-type zinc finger protein 1-like. The transcript has 14 exons. The coding region runs from base 1236 to 2864 and encodes 542 amino acids. Gene Ontology annotation, cellular component: Set1C/COMPASS complex. Gene Ontology annotation, molecular function: DNA binding; zinc ion binding. Lineage: Eukaryota; Metazoa; Mollusca; Gastropoda; Planorbidae. The record is from RefSeq and is a predicted model, not a curated record. Gene Ontology annotation, biological process: positive regulation of DNA-templated transcription.
CCAGGCUAGGCCAAUCAUAAAUGCCAUACUUAUAAAUGAUAAUUCCUUAGAUCUAGAUUUUAUAUAUAUAUAUCUUUGCAAUCUGGCGGAGACCAUAGUGUUUGAUUAUGUAUGUCCCUCCCACAACUGGAGGCCGCUUUGGCCUAAAGAAAUAUACAAAAAGUUAAAUAACCUAAUUGUAUCUCUAUUAAAAAACGAAACUUUUUAACAAAUUGGGUACAGUAAACCUAUUUGCACAGUACUUUAUAUUUGAUAUGAAUAUGUCGGCUGAAUGGGUAAACUCAUUCUCACUCUAGUUUUUUUUUCAUGGAAAAAUUUAAAAAAUGUCAAUGGAACAUUCUCCAUGUUUGACAUCAGAUCUAAAUUCAAUCCAGUAGAUUAGUAAUACCCAAACUAAGGCCCGCAGGCCACGUGUUAUAUAUAAAUCUCACUAGUAUAUUUAAUAUAUCUGGGGGAAAGCUGUGGGAAAGAUCUAACAGGUGGGAGAAAGUGGCACUGGAUAGAUCCACAUGGAGAGCGAGCAUAUAGGAAGGGUCCCGGAUUGCAGAUGCCAUAAACAACAGUAGUUGAAAGAAGGGUGAAAAUGCAAUGGUGCCUGGUGAUUACAUAUGCCCAACCUGUGACCAGAGCUGUGUAUCAAGGAUUAGCCUCUUUAGUCACAAAAAAGUUGCAAAGGGAAAAUGCCACAGGAUGUAUAAUAUAUAUGUAUAAUAACAUAUAAUAUAUAUAUAUAUCUACUAAUUCUAAAUAUCUAGUAUUAUAGUACAGAUGAUCUAGAUCUGGACUCUCUGGCCGAACUGAGAGAAGUAUUAAAGCUAUUAAAAUCCCUAGCCCAUUGCACACACAUCUUAAAAAAUAUUGUAAAAAUGUGUAGAUUUUUUUCAAAAAUCAUGGCAGACAAUCUAGUACAACUUUUUAAGAGCUUUGCUAUGCAAUGUUCAGAUUAUAUAUAAAAAAAAUAUCUCUCUGUCCGUCAGACUACCGUAUCUAGGUGACCAAAAUAAAAAGAGGCUCGGUUCUAUCUGCUUGCAAUUUUUAAUUGUGGGGUAACUUACAGGGUAAAGUGUGCAGUAACAAACCAGAUAAAUUGAAGAGUUAAAAACAAACAUUUGCAGUACAAUUUUGGAAAUUGCAUUAAUUGCACGAACAUUUUCUAAAAUACGUCAAGACAUGCUAAUUUGUGUAUCACUUUCAACACUACUUGUGAACUAUGAUUUGCUUAAUAGCUUUGAAUAAUGGAACCUGGCAGUGAUGUUGGUGAAACUCUUUAUUGUAUUUGUAGAUCUUCUGACUGUGAAAGGUUUAUGAUAGGAUGUGACCAUUGUGAAGAAUGGUAUCAUGGAGAUUGUAUUGGUGUAACUCAGCUAGAUGCGAGAUCAAUCAAACGUUACUACUGUGAUGCAUGUAGAGCUCACAAUCCCACCUUGGAAAUACAGUAUAAAAAUAAGAAAAAGGAAAGGCGGAGUCUGAGUGAAUCUAGUGAACAAGAUGCUAAGCUUGAUAAAAAACAAAAGGAAUACAAAAAUAAACUUAGGGAGAAUAUGCUUGGUAAAAGUAGAAUGACUCGCAAAUGUGGUGAAUGCAGUGCCUGCCAUCGUACUGAGGAUUGUGGGAGAUGUGAUUUUUGUAAGGAUAUGAAAAAGUUUGGAGGUACUAACAGACUGAGGCAAAAAUGUCGGCUUCGACAAUGUACUAGUUAUGGUCUAUCUUCAGAAAAAGGAUCCGUAGUGGAUACUGCUUCAGAAAAGGCUGUCACUGAUUUGUCUGAGUUUGAAGAUGACUUUGAUGAAGAAGAAGCCUAUGAAAAUGUGAAAAUUCCUCCAAAGAAACGAGAACGAAGAGCCAGUCCUAUUGAAUCUUCACCCAGAAAGAAAAAGGAAAAGAAGAAAAUAAAACAUAAAGAGAAGUUAAAAAAAUCUCCAGAAAAAACUACAAUGUCUCGGAAAUGGAGGCAAAAAUCUAGCUCACGUCGUCGUGGGGAAGUUGAUGAUGCUCUUGAAUCAGAUGUUGAUACACCAAGACAAUGCUAUGGUCCAGGAUGUGUGGAACCAGCCAAAAUCGGUUCAAAAUAUUGCUCUGAUGAAUGUGGAAUGAAACUAGCAAAAAGCCGUAUUUAUGAGAUAUUACCUUCAAGAAUUCAGCAAUGGCAAAGCAGCCCUUGUGUUGGUGAAGAAAAUAACAAGAAAGUUCUUGAAAUGUUGCGUCAAGAAAAUCUAGAAGCUAGACUAAAGCUAAGACAACUUGACAUGAAAAUACAAGAAUUAGAUGCUUUAGUAGAGAGAGGAAAACGUCUUACAAUGAUAGCAGAGCAAGAGGGCUUAGAUCAAGAGGAAGACACUGAGUUAAGUGUUUACUGUGUGACUUGUGGAACUGAACUGAAUCAGAAAGGAGCAUUGAGGCACAUGGAAAAAUGUUAUUUGAAAUUUGAAGCUCAAACAUCAUUUUGGUCAUUGUAUAAGACACGCAUUGAAGGUAACUCUAUGUUCUGUGAUUUCUACAACCCUCAACAAAAAAUGUACUGCAAACGACUCAAGGUCCUCUGCCCUGAGCAUACCAAGGAACCAAAAGUUAGCCCAGAUGCUGUUUGUGGUUGCCCAAUAGCCUCAGAAGAUAUAUUUACAGAAGGAGAGAAUUUGUGUAGAGCACCUAAGAAGAAAUGUGUAAAACAUUUUUGUUGGGAAAAACUCAGACGAGCCGAAAUAGACAUGCAUAGAUUGAGACAGUGGAUGAAAUUAGACGACCUUUUUGAACAAGAAAGAAACAUUCGAAUGGCAAUGUCCAACAGAAUGGGAGUGUUAGGACUGAUGUUACACCAGACAGUAGACCAUGAUCCCAUGACACCUAUGAAAUCUGCUGCCUCCUAGCUUUACAAGUGAAGAGCAUCAGGGCCUGAGUCCAUUUUUGUCUUUGUUGGACUUCUGUGGCCUAAAUGGAUACAAGUAAAACUAUAGAAAAAUGAUCUUGAUAAGUUUCUUCCAGAUAAUUUUUUUUUUAAAAUAGAAAUUUUUCUUUCAAACACAUCUGUUUAGUCAACAUUUUAUUUACAAAUCAUAAAUUAUUUAUAUCUGAAGCAGUUAUUACAGUACAUCAUUCUUGAUAGCAGAAAUAAUAAAAUUAGUUAUCCUUAAGUUUAGUGUUAGAAAACUAUUGUUUCACACUAAUCAUGUGAGAUAAUUGGCUUAUUGAUGACUACAACCCUUACAUACUGGGUAUCAUCAGUAUGCUUUCUAUAUUAAUUUCUAUUACCAUACACUAUUUGUCUAAUUUUUUUCUUUCAUAACAAAGACUCAUUAUUUGUGAACUGUUAUUAUCUAGCUAAUUGAUUUUCAUUUUCACAGUACUAGUAUAUUUUUCCUUUUUUUUUAUUCUGUUAAAAUAGUGUUUUUUUUGGCAUGUACAAAAUUUAUAGAAGAAAAAAAUUAACUAAAAUCUUUUGACUUGACAGUUUCAGAAGCCCCGUCUAAAAUCAAUAUGUCCUAGCCCAAGCUUCCCCCAGGAUGGCAGGGUUUUAGUAGGUGGGAUUGGAAAUUGGGUCCAUCCUUAAGACAUUUUUAGCUAUAUAUCUAUGCAUGUGUUCUGCACCAACUAAGAAAUACUUUUGAUUUAAUAGACUACUUAAGAAACAUUUGAGUGUUGAUUUCCAUUCUAAUAACCCACACUAAGGUUUAAAAAAAUCUGGACAAACUUACAAAAGAUCUGUGAUGAUUGUCAUAAAAGAAUAUUCACACAAAUUUCCUGUUCUUUUUGCUAUAGCUCUUACUUUCCAUUAUGAAAGUGUUGCUCUUAUAAGCCAGGGAAAGCCAAGUCAAUAUAUUGAAAUCUCAAUCUCUAAAAUCAUGAGUUAACAUGGAUAUGCUUUUUUGAAAGUACAUCAGCUAAUUCUAAGAUUUAAACUUCAGCUUUAAUCCUUUCAAAGUAGUUUUCGAGCAGACUAAACUUGAUUCUUAUGUUAGUCUUAUUAGAUGGUAUGGUUAACCAAAAUGAUGAAAAGAAUGUAAAGUUAUAAUUAGAUUUUUUAAAAUUAUGUGUACUAGUUGUUUGUUUUUGUAUUCUUAAGCUUAAUAUUUUGAAAAAUAUGAGGAGAGUGUUUUUUUUCCCCAAAUGACCUGGGUAUCUAAGUAUAUAGAUCUUGCAGGUAGAUACCACCCUACAUAUUCUUGUUGAUUCUAAUUAAGUUCAAUUAAAAUUGUGUUAGAGUUUCUGAUUGUGAUUGUCAUUGAAGAAGUUAAAAUUUAUGUUCGCCAUCAAUGUUAUUGAAACAUUGAAUGAAUAAAUGACAAACUUUUAGCCAAUUAUCAUAUUUGCUUACUCAUAAAAUGUAUGUUUUCAGACAAGCAAGUUUUGUAAAAUGUAAUGUGUUAAUGUGAAAUAAAGUAAUACAUGAUUAUUUUUA